Messenger RNA from Cyclospora cayetanensis, 2592 nucleotides. RefSeq lists its product as uncharacterized. Lineage: Eukaryota; Apicomplexa; Conoidasida; Eucoccidiorida; Eimeriidae. The record is from RefSeq and is a predicted model, not a curated record. Gene Ontology annotation, biological process: positive regulation of transcription by RNA polymerase II. Gene Ontology annotation, cellular component: nucleus. Gene Ontology annotation, molecular function: transcription coactivator activity. Bases 1 to 2592 code for a protein of 863 amino acids. The transcript is spliced from 6 exons.
AUGCCACGAGGCUCCGCCGAAACAUCCAAAAGACUUCCUACGAAGUCUUGCAGGGGGGGCGGUAGCGCCCUAAGCGGCGCUUCUCGCGUGGCUGCAGCCGUGCUGGUGGAGAGUCUCGACGACGAAGAUCCUCGCAUUCGCGCUGCUGCGGAGCGCUGGCUGUCGUUGCCUGCUGCUGCCUCCACUGCUGCAGCAGCAACAGCAGACCUCUCGGGAGGCUUUUCCGAGGUGCUGGAGGCGGCUGCUGCUCAUCUGGACGCAGUGCUGAGGCAGCCCACUGUUGAGGGGGGCCCCGUCGACUGGGGGCCCCGAGAGGAGCUGCGAGGGGUCUUGGUGGGGGCCCUCGGGCUCUCGCCGGGGGGCCCCUGGGGGCCCCCCGUGGCGCCUUGGCGGGCGCUGGAACUGCUGGGGGAUGAAACCAUCAACGGCUCCCUGCUGCAAGCAGCAGCGGCUCAACCACCUCCGCAGCGCUUCUCGGAGGACGCCUCUACACCUAGGCCGUGCUCUUCUAGUGGCAGCAGCAGCAAUCUGCAUGCAGUGGCUGCCGCUCUCUGCCGACUCUGCCGCAUUCGUCCAGCCAGCAGCUGCGCCGGCGCUUUCCGCAGAGACGGGGACGGAGGGCGACCCGCCGCUUUGCUGCUUUCAGCUGAGAGAGGCGCUGCAGAGGCUGCACUGCAGUUGGACCCCAUAGUCGCCGCUCUGUAUCCGCCUCCCGAGAGAGCUUUUUUGCGGGCCCCUCCUGGGGAAGGAGCUUUCAAGGCGGCACCAGCAGACACGGUCGCCGCUCUGCAGGGAGCCGCCGCCGAGUCUGCGGAGGGUGGAAGUGCGUAUCUUCUUGGCGAAGAGGGCAGCGCUUGCGCAUAUUGCCUGGCGGCAGCUGUUGGCUGUUCUUCCGUUGCAUCCAGCAUUCUGCUGACUGUGCGCCUAGCGCUGCUGGCAGCUCUGCGAGGCUGCGAGGUCUUGGUAGUGGCUGCAGAAAGCCUCUCCCUGUGUCUAGACGAGGUGAAGAGUCGCCCGCGCGAGGCAGCGGCAGCCUCCGAACAGUGGAAGCUCGACGCGGCGCUCUCGCUCCUUCUGGAAAUACAGGAGCAGCAGAAACAGGAGCAGCAGAAACAGGAGCAGCAGCAAACGCAGCAGCAGCAGCAGCAACGGAAGCAGGCAGAGGAAGAGCAACAAGCUGACGAGGAAGGGGAUUCCCAGGCUGCUCCGCAGCAAGAGCUAUCUCCCACCGAAAGAGUUCGUGCGUGCCCCUGUUUCUACUGCUCCCCAGACACCGGCGGUGCGUCUGCAGCAGUGUCUUCUGCACCUUCCGCAGCAGCGGCAGACGUCGAGAGAGCGGGAGUUCAAUUUCUGGUGCUGGUGUGGGGGUGUGUGGCGCGAGCCAUGGAGGCUCUGGGGGCCCUCAGGGGCCCCCACGCGCUUGCUCCCCACCUGCCGAGCGCCUUAAUUCCUCUUUUUGAGGCUUUGGGAAGCUCCCAAGAGUCUCUCGCCGCAGCUGCACGCCGACAACGACGCCAAGAGCAGCAAGCCGAAGCCGUGGAGAUCUCCACAGAGGCGUCUGGAGGGAAAGCGCAAACGACGUGCAGCGACUGCCGAGCUGUGCAGGAGGCGGAGGAAGUCGCGGCUGCCGCGGAGAGCGCCUGGGGGAGCACCCCGCGAACCCUUCGAAGGUGUACGGACGGUUCAAAGUGCCUUCUGCAGACGGAGGGAAGUCUCUUGCUGGACGAACUGGCUUGUCGCGUGCACCGGCUCUCCAGCGCGUGGGAGGCUUCUUCUCCGGCCGACGCGGAGGGGCCUCAUGUGGUUUCUCUUCUCUCCGCCGUCAUUGCGUUGGCAUCGCCUUCCCUCAUGGGGCCCCUGGGUGCUCUCCUGACCACGCUGCUGCAGCAGCAGCUGCAGCAGCAGCAGCAGCAGCAGCAGCAGCAGCUGCAGCAGCAGCUGCAGCUCGCCUGGGGCCCCCUUGACGCCGGCUGCGAGGGGGCCCCCGAGCCGAAGCCAAGCGCUGCAGCCAUGCCCCUCUGGCUGCUCAGGCUUCUCUCCGUGUUUGCUUUCUUCUUAUCCAACAGAGUCGUGACUUCUCGGAGGGCCUCUUAUGCCGCCUCUUGGGGGGGCCUGGCAGCGCUGCUCGGAUGCGACGAGGACGGGAAGGCGCUGGACGGUUCAGACGCCGCAGCGGACUCUCCGGGAAGAGACGCCUCCGACGCGGGGGGGGCGAGAGAGACUGCCUCUCUGGAGGCGGGGGAGAGGCUGCGACGAGGCCUCUUUGGAGACUUGCGCAUGCAGGCGACGCAUGUGUUGCUGCACGUUCGACUCCAUUUACGAGACAGCAGGCCCUUAGCCGCGGCGUACGCGCAUCUUGCGGCUUUGAGAUGCCUCGUGGUGCUGUCAACGCGGGAGCGAGAGCUCCUUCCCAGGGUUCACGAAGUAAGUUUCGCGUUGAAAGAGAGAGUCGCAGAGGCGGAUUCGCCCCUCAAGGUAUUCCAGAAUCGGCGGGCGGGAGGUGCUGUCUUUGCCUGCUCUUUGGACGCUUGGAAGGCUCUUGGAAGCCGUAACCAAGCCUCGACUGAUGUGCGGGGAGAAGAGGGGCCUUGA